AUGUCAUCAAACAAUAAGAUGAAAGGCCUCCUCAAAGGCCUGAGAUACAUUUCUCAAAUAUUUGAGAAUGAAAAAGAGUCUGAAAUGCAGAUUGGUUUGCCCACAGAUGUGAAGCAUGUGGCACAUAUAGGAUGGGAUGGCCCAUCUGUAAAUUCUGCACCCAGCUGGAUGAAUGAGUUUAAAUCACCGCAAGGAUUUUCAUCAGAACCUUUAGCUAACGCAGGAGUUCGGGAGGAAGAUCCUGUCAAAUGGGUCUCUCAAGAUGGAAGCAACCGAAAAGGCUCACGGCGUCAAAGCUCUUCAUCAAGAGACAUGCCAGAACUGCCAAAAUCAUCAAGGCGCAGCUCAUCUACAAAUGGGAACGGUACAGGAGAGUCUUCAAUGAAGGAAAAACCAGAUAAACCUAGGCAAUCAAGGAAGCCUUCAAAUAACUCUUCUUCCAAAGAUACUUCAGAUGGAAUUGCCAAGCCUAAAAAAUCCAAGGAUGCAAACCAAGCUACUGAUUCAGCCUCACAAGAUCUCCCUGGCAUCCCAAAGAAAAGCGGUCGGCGGAAAAAGUCCAAAGACAGAGACUCAGUCGAGGGAUCCUCCAGGAGGUCCAGAACCCAGGACUUGGAUAAUGGAUCCGAGUCAGGGUCUGUAUCUAGAGGCCGAGGGGAACAACUCAGUAAUGCUUCAGCUUUUGAAGAAGAGGAGGAUAAUUCCAGAGAAAAUUAAUGUUGGUGGCAUUGUUUUUGGUUGGUAAUUGCACAUUGGUAGC
Durio zibethinus is the source of this 760-nucleotide messenger RNA. RefSeq names its product CRIB domain-containing protein RIC6-like. Lineage: Eukaryota; Viridiplantae; Streptophyta; Magnoliopsida; Malvales; Malvaceae. The record is from RefSeq and is a predicted model, not a curated record.